Molecule: messenger RNA, 1801 nt
Organism: Vigna unguiculata (cowpea)
Lineage: Eukaryota; Viridiplantae; Streptophyta; Magnoliopsida; Fabales; Fabaceae
Product: HSP20-like chaperones superfamily protein
Cellular component (GO): nucleus
Source: RefSeq, a predicted model, not a curated record
AUUUCACCAAACCCUAAAUCCUUCUUUUAGAAAUACCAUAGUCCUUCAAAACCCAAUAACUGGAUAUGACUCUCAACUUGCCAUUCCAGGGCCACCAUAAUAAAUCUAUUCAUUCAAAACAGGACGAUAUGAAUCUGCAGCACUCAUGAAUUUCAGAGGAGAUAUUGUUUACAAGAGAAGGUCUGUCAAACCAGUAGCAACUGAUAGUGAUAGAAAAUUUCUCAUCGAAUUCAUCAUCACUACUUAUUUGGGACCUGAUGUCAAGUUUGAUGAUCCAAGAUGUUCUGUUACCCAAAGACUAAUGGCUGGAUCCCCACAGUACACAUUGGGCGAUUUGGGAUCUUCAUAUGUUACCGUUUCUUUCUUGGAGAGAUUGUACUACUAUGUCCUCAGAUAUUCUCGUCCUGAACAUGUCUUAGAUCUUAAUAUGUUCCAUAUGUAUCUGAAGGGAAAAUUAUUUUUGCCCUCUACUGAUUUUACACCAGAUAGUAAGCAGUUCACCAGUUUUUUCCCUUUGGAUCUGCAUGAACAGAAAUGGUACCCUGAUAGCUUCAGAAUUAUUAAAGGGAUUGUUUUAAUUGAUGAUCCUUCUACUGAAUGCAUCAAAGAGAAGGAUUUAAAUAGAUUCAAGUCUUUAACUGGUCUCAGCACUCUCGAGUUAAAUCUUACUGAAUGUUUGGAAAAUGAAGGUGGUCACAAUUGCAAGAACAAAAGACAGGAGAAUCUUACUGAAUGUUUGGAAAAUGAAGGUGGUCACAAUUGCAAGAACAAAAGACAGGAGAGUAUUCAAAAUAUGGAAUGUGAAUCAGAAAAGCUUCAAGAAGGACACAAGAGAAAACAUAUUGAUGAUACACGGCCAAUGCCAGACCCUGUGCUCCCUACAAAACAUAAUGUCAAGGUUCAUCCUUCCAAUAGCACCUGCAAAUCUAAUGGGCCAAUAUUCAUGCCCCUUCUAUCUGUUCCUCCUGAUACUGCAGUAGGGAAUCAGGAUUGUUCUCUUGUUUUAACAGGGACAGCCAGUAAAGGAUUAUUUGGUCCAUCUGUUGGUAUUGUGGAUAUUGGUAUUGGUGAAAUGGCAUAUCUAUUCCGAGUUUCCUUGCCAGGGGUUCAGAAAAAUUUCACAGGUACGGUUAGUUGUGAUGUUCAAUCUAAUGGGAGGGUUCUGAUCAAAGGGGUGGUAACUGGUGGAAAAACGAUAAGAAAACAAGCACGAGUUUUUCAGAUGAAAAUUCAAAAGUUAUGUCCACCUGGACCAUUCACACUUUCAUUCAAUCUUCCGGGACCUGUUGAUCCAAGACUCUUCGUGGCUAACUUCAGGGCUGAUGGCCUUUUGGAAGGAAUUGCAGUCAAGCAGUAGUUAAGGGGCAAGAGUUGGGAAUCAAGCUUUUUUUAAGGCCAGAAACCAGAUAUGUCUCUUUCAGAGAAUUGUUAAUGACCUAAUUUUGUUGGUAACUGUUAUUAGAAGAAUUAAUAUGUUUUUGCAGAGGGAGGCUUUGAUUAUUGUUUAAUCAAAGGGGUGAAUGUCUAACUAGGUGAUGGGAAUUGGAGUUGUUUAGUAUCAUUUAUUGAAAGUCUAUCCUAGUUGGUGGAAAAAUAUCAUUUGAAUUUCAUUACCUUCUACCUCGUUCAACUUUCACAUUUGCACACAUCUAAUGAGGAAAGUAUAGAACAAACUUUGUGAAAGAUAAGGUUAUUAGUCUAUCAUGUGGUCUUUAGAGAAUAUUAAAAUGAUAAUUAGAUUUCUUUUUAUGAUAUAUGUUGUGUGGUCUAAAUUGUUAUAAAGAUCUAGUUGAAGUUGUAA